Molecule: messenger RNA, 1551 nt
Organism: Triticum urartu
Lineage: Eukaryota; Viridiplantae; Streptophyta; Magnoliopsida; Poales; Poaceae
Source: RefSeq, a predicted model, not a curated record
UUGGGAGCCCAUGCAAGGAAGGCACAAGGAAGCUUAGGAGCCCAUGCCACCCAAGCCGGCACGGCGGCGGGUGAGUCGAUCGGCGGCCGUGAGUGGAACACACCGGCCGACUACGCUACACCCUACACGCAUAGGGCCUCGCUCGCAAGUCACUUGUCCGAACCAGCCACAAGCAAUGCCUGUCUUACUCCGAUCACGAAGCAACUCCGCCAUAGUAGACUAGCAGUAGCACUCUACCGGCCCGGAAAGAAAGAAGAGGAUUACCGGCGAAAUCUUCCUUCCUUUCUCUUACUUCCCGGCCUGGCUCACUCCACCCGCUGCCACCUUAAAGAAACCAACCGAUGCAGAUUAUCCAUCCAGCAAGCACCGAUCCGUCCGUCUAAAACCCCUGAUCCAAAGACAAAAAAGAUACUAUCGGAGUAACCAUGGGGCUGUGCGCGUCGAUGCUGCGACGGAGGGCCAAGCAGCGGCACCCGGAGCCGAGGCGCGGCACGCCGACGGCGCUGUUCGUCGUCAGGGGCGAGGGCGACCGCCGGCCGGAGGCGCUCGUGCUCCGGGUGCAGGACUCCGGCCGACCGCAGCUCCAGAAACCACCUGCUAAUGUGGCACCCAGAAGGCAGGAGAGAUGCAGCCGGCAGCAAGCCGCGGACGCGCCGGACAGGACGGUCCGUGCUCAGGCUCAGCCUCCUCGGUUGGGUAGUGCCAGUACCAGAAGCACCGCCGGGAUCGAGCCGGGUGCGCCGCUGUCCACGCGCAAGACGGCGACGGCCGGCCGAGGGGACCCGGUGAUGCAGGGGCGGUACGGGACGCCGUCGAUGGCACCACCGACGACAACGGCCUCGCCGCUGAUAGUGCCCGGGACGCCGGCGUCGGCGGCGAUGACGCCGGGGCGGCCGGUGUGGCAGAGGAGGAUACUGAUGGGGAUGCGGUGCGAGCUGCCGCGGUUCAGCGGCCUCCUGCUCUACGACGAGCACGGCCGGCCGAUGCACAUCGCCACCCCGGGCCGAAGGAACCACCGCCAGGGGAAGAAGAAGACUGCCACUGCCAGGACACCUUCCACGACAACUCUCAGGGACCUCCUAUAGUUAGUUUGUUUGUUGCGACCAGUUGACAGAGGCUGAAGGAAUACUCUGCUGUAAAACAGCAAACACAAGUCAUGUGAAUAUGUGAUACUUAUAUGAAAUGGAUUCGCUGUUCAUAGAAGACAUUUGUUUUACUGACCAAGCUUCUCAUGUGACAUGGUUAAUUAUGCCAUGUCACAUUGUCCUAGACCAAGAAUUGGUCGUGCUGUUAUUCUAGAAAAAAAUAAAGAAUUGGUCGUGAAGGCAGGUUAAGGUUAAGUUUAAGCCCCUGCCUCCUCCUGUUUGGCUCUGCUAUGAACUGAGCACAGCAACCCAGACAAGAAGCAGAAUGAAACUGAAACUAUGAAGCAGACACCUAAAUGCCACUGCCUGACAGCACACAAUGCACUUUGCAAUCAAUUAGGAGUGAUGGACACUUCUUUGCACAUCAACUAAUACACAGGCUGAAUAAAAAAGAAAAAGGAGAGAG